Messenger RNA from Talaromyces atroroseus, 1998 nucleotides. RefSeq lists its product as hypothetical. The transcript has 3 exons. NCBI's taxonomy places the organism in Eukaryota, Fungi, Ascomycota, Eurotiomycetes, Eurotiales, Trichocomaceae. Gene Ontology annotation, cellular component: MIS12/MIND type complex. The record is from RefSeq and is a predicted model, not a curated record. Gene Ontology annotation, biological process: chromosome segregation. The coding region runs from base 1 to 1998 and encodes 665 amino acids.
AUGCCGGACACACUCUCCUCUCCGGGGACGAGUACAUAUUCCUCGGAUACAAUAUAUCAUGUCUGGCUCCAGGUGUUGACUUUGCUGUUGACAACUGUCGUCUUCGUGUUGGGAUGGUUCGCAAUUCAUCGCUGGAUAGGCUGGGCCACUCUGCUUCUGGGGAUUGCUCAGAUUCCAUUGGGCUUAACGUUAUACGGCUCCCCAAAAUCCUUGUUCAUCCUUUUUUCGAUAGGAGCAUUCUUCUGGCUUGCUCUAUUCUUCAUUUGCUCCUACGUGUACGAUGAAGAUGGUGCUAAUUAUGGCCCUGACCAGGACGGCCGUGGCAGCUAUGUAUCCGGGCCCCCUCCUUCUGAAGAAAGGCGUCAUAGUGGCCUCGGUCGUAUGGCAGCAGCAGCAGCUGGAGGCGCUGGACUAGCAGCGCUUUUCCGACAUCGAUCUCACCGCCGCGACGAAAGUGAUGUCCAAAGUUCUUAUAUGGAUGAAAAAUACUCAGAUGAGGGUCAACAUCGUUCGAACUGGACGAGGCGAUUAAUUGAAAUCGGUGCCAUUGGUGGCGGAAUUGCAUUGGCAAGAUCGUUGUUCAACAGGAGAAGAGACAGAGAGAGCGACACCGAAUCCGGUCGAUACCGUCCGACGCAUGCUCGAAGUGACAGCAUGUCAGAGAUGACUGCGAGUAGGGUUGAAGAGGGCCGCGACGUCUCGGGUACUCAUUCAGGCACUCAGGGACCUUAUAUGCAUCCGGCAAGACGGCAAAGUUACAGCUCCAUGGACUACAGCUACUAUACACAAACAGAUGAAGGCCAGGAAAAUCGCCAAGGACAUGGCCAAGGACAUGGUGUGCGAGAUGCCAUCUUGGGAGCUGGGGCCUUUGCGGCAGUGAGAAGUCUGUUCAGGCGUGGGAAACGUGACAACGAACAACAGCGAGUUGACGAGAUCAAACGGCGGGACAUGGAGGAGGAGAAGCUGGCCAGAGCAAAUAGUAAGAGGAAAUACACCGGGGAUGGCUUUUACCCGCGAAGACAGAGGCCAUCACAAUCUGUGCUCUCUAGCCAAAUGACCUCGGAUAUAACACCUCGUCCACCGCGCACACCCGGUCCAGACGAAGAAACAGUAAUGACUGGAGGUGUCAUGGAGAGACAAUCGGACAUUCCCCCAGCUCCCCCAACACAUCGAGUGGUAUCAGGAAGUGCAACUGGCACAGACAUUGAGUCUGCCGCUGCCGCGGGCGCUGUUGCAGGUGCUGCUGCCGGAUCAACUAGCCGCCACCGUCGUCGCAGUCGUAGCGGUGGUAGUAGCCGACGUCGAAGUGAUCGUCGUGAUGAUGUGUCUUCACCGCCAGUAUCUGUUAAAGUGCGAAUGCACAAUGACGGACGCCAUGUCACUCUCCGGAGACUGACUGAAGAAGAAGCAGCAGCCAGCAGAGAAUCAAAACGCCGGUCCAGAGAACGACGAGGGUCGCGUAGACGUGGUAGUGCGAGCUCCCUCUCCGGCAACGAAACGAGCUCAAGUCGAUGGCGGCGUGUUGAAGAAAUGGAGCGUCGCCAGGCUGAGCAAGUGCAGCGUGAGCAAGCUGCCGCUUUGGCUGCCGAGUCAGGCGCAGCAGCAGCAACUGCGCCUCCCCCUCCAGCACAAUCACCAUAUCCUCCCCUUGCUCCACAACCGCCAGCAGCAUCUUUCAAUUCAGCUCAUCUUCCACCACCAUCAGCAUCGUAUGCUGGUAAUAGUCAGUUGUCUGUUCCACCGCCUGCACCUGGACCACCUCCACCACCAAUGAUACCGGUGCCAUCACAUGCAGCUACAAGCCAGCAGUCCAUGAUGCCGCCGCGCCCUCCAUCAAAUAUGCAGCAAUACCCGCCAACUGCAAGUAUCACGUCUCCAGGUACUUGGACGGGCACCGAAGCUAGCGCAGAUUACGCCAACAAUAGACGAAGGCGUCGAGCUGAGCGAGCUCAGGCUCGAGCGAGACAACAGGCACAGCAUAGUGUGGAAUUUACUUGA